Messenger RNA from Phalacrocorax carbo (great cormorant), 5125 nucleotides. Lineage: Eukaryota; Metazoa; Chordata; Aves; Suliformes; Phalacrocoracidae. The record is from RefSeq and is a predicted model, not a curated record.
CCCCGACCGCUUACGAUGCUGGUUCCUGAGGCGGGGGGCAGACCGCGCUCCGCGUGCUGCCAGCGGGAGGAGUCCGUCGGGGGCAGCGCCGCUCCCGGCGGCAAGCCCGGCCGGACCGACGGGAGGAGCCCCGCUCCCGCCCUCCCCCGGCGGCUGGUCACGUGCGGCGGGCGGGGCCACCCGGGGGGCGCCGCCCUCCCGCCCCGCCCUGCUCCCGUCCCAUCCCAUCCCGGCGGCGGCGCGGAGGGAGCGCGGUGGCCGUUGCCGAUGGAGGCGGGAGUCAGCGCCGAGGCGGAGCCCUUGUUGCCCCCGCGGAGCUGGCGAACGGGACGGGGGCUCUGGCGGGCGGGUAGCGGUGACCGCCCCGCCGCCGGGGACGCUACUGGAGCUGAUAAUGACCAUCAUAUAAACCAAGCCGUGGUAUUUAUUGAAGAUGCAAUACAGUAUCGAUCUAUAAAUCACCGUGUGGACUCUAAAUCCCUGUGGCUUUAUCGAUGGUACUAUUCAAGAACUUGCCAGUGGAUUUUGAGUUUAACCAUUACUAUAAUCCUGGCUUUGGUUUUCAUUGAAAAGCCUUCUUCACUUACUGUCACGUCAGAUGUACGAUACCGCUCUUCUGCGUGGAAUCCUCCGUGCGGCCUAACAGAAAGCAUUGAGCUGCUUUGCUUUCUUGUGUUCAUGGUUGAUGUAUCUGUGAAGAGUUACCUAAUUGGAUGGGAAGAAUUUUGGAAAAAUAAAUGGCUGGUGGCUUACAUACUGAUAUUAAUUGUUUCGUUCACCGAUUGGAUUGUAUCACUGAGUCUUUUCUGCGCAGAGGAUGUGAGAAUAAGAAGACUUCUUCGUCCUUUCUUUCUCCUUCAGAAUUCUUCUAUGAUGAAGAAAACAUUAAAAAGUAUCAACAGCACAUUGCCUGAAAUGGCAAGUGUUCUACUACUACUAGCUCUACAUCUGUCUCUCUUUACCAUGUUUGCCAUGCUGCUGUUUGCUCGAACAAAGCUUUUCGCUAAGUUUAUUUUCUUCUAUGUUUUCUUAUCUUCCAAUACUGGUAUCCCUGGCCGUGCCUUGGAUGGCCAGCAGGAUAAGGAGUGGAUGGGCUAUUUCCGGAAUUUGCCGGAUUCACUGACAUCACUGCUGGUCCUGCUAACUACAGCAAAUAAUCCUGACGUGAUGAUUCCUGCAUAUUCUAAGAAUCGAGCAUAUUCAAUCUUCUUCAUACUCUUCACUGUGUUAGGCAACUUGUUUCUGAUGAAUUUGCUUACAGCAAUAAUAUACAACCAGUUUCGAGGAUACCUUCUGAAAUCAGUUCAGUCCUCCCUCUUCAGGAGGCGACUAGGAAUCCGGGCUGCGUUUGAAGUGCUUUCUUCCCUGAAAGAGGCUCCUGCUAAUGCACAACAGUCCUAUGUCAGUGUUGGGGCCUUACUACGAGUGCUGCAGAAAGUUGAAAUGGAUUCUCGCUGCAAGCAAGCCAUCAUGAGAUCGCUCAAAACGUGCUCCUGUGACCAGUUGUCAGCUGCCCAGUUUCAGAAGCUCUUUGAAGAACUAGACAAAGAUGCCAUUAAGCAACAUCCUCCCAGUCCAGAGUACCAAUCCCACUUUAUGCAGAAAAUACAGUUUGUCUUUGGCCAUCGCUACUUUGGCUACUUGGGGAACGUUGUAGCCCUUGCAAACAUUAUUUCUAUCUGCGUGGUUUUGGUGAUGGAUGCAGAUAAGGAACCAUCUGAAAUAGAUGACGACUUCUUCCUGGGGGCUAUCAACUGCUUCUUCAUCCUAUACUAUCUGCUGGAAAUGCUGCUCAAAAUCUUAGCAAUGGGCUUGAAAAGAUACUUGUCAUACCCAAGCAAUAGAUUUGAUGGACUUCUGACUAUAAUCUUGCUGAUUUUGGAGAUUGCAACUUUUGCUGCGUAUGGAUUUCCUCAUCCUGGUUGGAGACACGUGUUCAUGGGCUUGUUAUCCCUGUGGGAUAUGGUGCGAUUGGUGAACAUGUUAAUUGUGUUCAGGUUCCUGCGGAUUAUUCCUAAUAUGAAGUUCAUGGCUUUGGUUGUUACUACGUUGCUGGACCUGGUAAAAAACUUGAGAGCCUUUGCAGGAAUCCUUGUGGUGGUGUUCUAUGCAUUUGCUAUAACUGGCAUAAUGCUAUUUGAAGGUGCUGUUGUUUCCUUGCAAAAUAUCAGUGCUGUUAAUACAACAUAUAACAACGGCACUCUGAACUGUGGGACCUACGAACAGUUGGAAUAUUGGCCAAACAACUUUGAUGACUUUGCUGCAGCAGUGGUGACCCUCUGGGAUGUGAUGGUGGUGAACAACUGGCAAGUCUUUUUGGAAGCAUUUUCAAGAUAUUCAAGUCCGUGGGCAAAGAUCUACUUUGUAGCCUGGUGGUUGAUCUCCUCUGUCAUCUGGGUUAACCUCUUCGUAGCUUUACUUCUAGAGAACUUUAUUCACAAGUGGGACCGUCGCUGUCAUCGACAAUCUCUUUCAGAUAUUGAGUACCAGAGGACAGUUGAACUAAUGUUCAGAGAUGUUUUGGAAGAACCUACAGAGGAAGAGUUGAUCGAAAAACUGCACCAGCAUCCACACCUGCAGUUGUGUAGGUGACUGGUGGGAAGGACUGAUUUAUUUAGAUCUCUGUUUUCUUGAGGUUGUCAGCUAGAAGAAACUGAAUGGAUUUUCUGUGAGAUGCUGUUGGGAGAGAGGUGUGUAGGACAGCAUGUGAGGUUUUGCUUGGCAAUUCUCUGCAGAAAGAGGUUUUUUAAUUUUGGGUUCAUAUCUUUAAAAAAAAAAAAAGAUUUGAAUCCUGCUAAUUUGACUUGAUUUUAAGUUUCAAUUUUAGAGGAAUACUGCCACUGUUGUUUUAUAAACUGUUGAUAUUGGAAUGUUUUACUUUAUUUUUUUUUUUAAGAAGGGAAAGCAUGUUUAAAAUAACAGUGCACUUUAAAACAUGAACUUUGUAACCACAAAGUCUGCUACUUUUUUCAGCACAAAAAAAAAUGGAACUGCCUUGUCUGGUAGGCAGGUGUGGCAAGAGCUGUGCCCUGCAAUUCAUGAAUGGAUUAGGCAGGACCACAACAAAGUCCUUGAUGUCUUUGUAGUGAGAGUUGAAACACUAUUUUUAUUGAAAUGUGACACCAGCAUCUCUUACCAAAUUUUCAGGAGCUAAUCCUGUCAGAACACAAUCAAUUUCAACUUAGUAACAGGGACCGCCUAUUUUGCACAUCCACUUUUUCUUUCAUUUUUGAGCUAGGGUUUGCGCUGGUGCAUUGUGCUGGUAACUUUGAGAGCAGUUAUAACUUUGAACAGAGCAAUUGCACUUGUGGUUUUCAAUGUGGUAAAAUUGAGCUCUCUUUUAGAGUAAAUAUUCUCAUGUUGCUUUUUAGUGAACCUCUUCCCUUUACUUUCUUCCAAGUCCGUUUCUAUACUGUAUCAUGUUCCAUGAAAAAGCUGAGGGGAAUGAGCUUUAGCUGGAAUGUAGCACCAAGUCUCCCACUUAAAGGGGGGUAGAAAAAAAGGCUGCAUGGGAUAAUCAAAGUGCUUAGCAGCUCAAAUUUUCAUAUGAGUCUGUGCGAAUUAAAAGUGCUCAACCAGUACUGCAAGAUCACAUUCUUUUAUGGCUUAAUGGCCACAUGCUGUAUUCCACUAGCUUUCACCUGGGUCAUGCUUUUUGGGUAAAUAACUUUGUCCACAAAUCUGAAGUGGAGAAUUAACAGUAAGCCAUGUCCACAUGCUUUUCAUUGUCCCUUAGUAUUCCUGUAAAAAAGGUGGGUGUUUUUUGAAUCUUAGUCACAUAACUAGUGAAUAACUAUGAAGAAUAGAAUCGAUCCCAACUCCUAUGUUUAUAAGUAAAAAUGAAACUACCCUUUGGGGUGCUGCCGUGUCAUUGAGACACUUGUCACCUAAACAGAUGAUAUUGUGAUCAUCUCUGCAUUGACAAAGGCUUGGGAAGGUAACUGGCCGUAAAACGCUGCUAUUACUUUUAAGUUAUUUGAUCCUUUUUUUAGAUAACGAAGCAUUUUUUCGAAAGUGCCAAGCAGUCAUCCUGUGUACUUUUCCUCCUUUUUCUCAUUUGUCUCUUCUUUCUUUCUUGCCUAAGGGAGAGGAAAAUAUCUGGGAUGACGGUGCAUUUAAGCUCAAAACCAUAUUUCUGGCUUGUUGUCUCACUCUUCAGAAGUUGUAGCGAUUCUUGUCUCUUUAUCUUCUGCUUGUAUUUUCCUUGUGCUGUGGAACAAAAUGUGUUGUAGCUUGCAUAUGUGUAGAACAAAUCUGAACUGAGCUCUGAGCUACUCCUGCAAUUUGUCUUUACUUUUGUAAUCUUGCCUCUUAUGCCAUGCUCUUGUCUGUGUUCGUUCUCUUGUCUCUGUUCCAGAAUAAUCCACCCAGUAACUCACUUGCACUGGUUUCAGUGGCGUUACCAUGCUUAUUUUCAGUGAUGCACUUAAAACAUUCAUCAUGGCAAGUAGAUAAAGGCAUCAUCAGCACACAGUUUUUCUAGAGCUGAGUUUGGUUUUUUUCGGUAUGGCUUUAUGCCAGGAUGGUUUGUGCUCCUUCUAGCACGGUGCAAUCACUGCCACCAAUUUAUUGGCACUUACUAACAGAGGUUAAAUAGUCUAUUUUGCCUUUUUACUGAAAAAAAAAAUAAUUGUUUUCCACUUUUCAGAAUACUUGAAAAAGUAGCUUUGCCUUGCCAAAAAGGAAGUGGCCAGUUCUUAUCUGCCUGCAAGUUUGAUUUUUUUUUUUUGUCUCUUCACGUUGUUUGGUUUUUUGCUUGUUUUUAUUUUUUUUCCAUUACAUUCCACUACAAUCUACCAAAGGAACACAAAUUGGUGUGGGAUUAUCGUAAAAGUCACAAAUGUCUCCAUUAUGCAAUCUUUGCAUCCAGACAAAUGUGAAGAAGGCUUUCUGAAGGGAAUAGUCUCAGUCUUGUUCUUGUUUCACAUUUGUGUAAUUGACUGAAAGUGUACCUAGAGUUUAAUACAAAAUUGUGGUACCUAAUGUCACUUGUACUGGAAGAUGUAAACGACCACAAGUCGUAUGCAAUAAUUGUAUAAAUCAUGAAAAUGAGUGUAUGUAACUGGGUAAAAUUUGAGGUUUCCAUUAUUAAAAAAAGUUUCUCCUUCUUAAAAUAUGGAAAUAA